Messenger RNA from Acyrthosiphon pisum (pea aphid), 3358 nucleotides. RefSeq names its product Transmembrane O-mannosyltransferase targeting cadherins 3 (gene Tmtc3). Gene Ontology annotation, cellular component: endoplasmic reticulum. The transcript has 16 exons. The coding region runs from base 632 to 3304 and encodes 890 amino acids. The record is from RefSeq and is a predicted model, not a curated record. Gene Ontology annotation, molecular function: mannosyltransferase activity; protein binding. Gene Ontology annotation, biological process: protein O-linked glycosylation via mannose. NCBI's taxonomy places the organism in Eukaryota, Metazoa, Arthropoda, Insecta, Hemiptera, Aphididae.
AUAGUCCUAGCACGAACCCCACCACAUUCGGGUCGGGCACAAUCAUGCGUCCCGAGCCGGAGCGCGUCGUUACCGCGACCGCAGUCUCGUCCCCGUGAUAACGCCGACGACAUCGCUCCGACGACGGUGCAACGCGCCCACACGACGCCACACACGACUUUGUUCCGUUUCGUCGUCCGGUCCGGUCCGGUACUCGCGAUUACACGACACGGAAAUAACAGAUAUUAUUAAUUAAUUAUUAAAAUCGGAACGACGAUAUUAUGUCGUCGUCGUCACCGUGGACGGCGACAACGACCACGGACGACCGUAACGAUUAUUAUCGCCGCCGCCGCCGCGGACGCGUAACGACAGCCGCCGAAGACGGAGCGACAACGACGACGACGUUGUAACGGUAUUAACGGUAAUCGUCGAUCGACUCGCCGCGGUAAUUUUGCUCGUCUCCGGUAACGUGACAAUUCGCCGGGACCCGUUCGCCCAAGCGCGCGCGACGAGUGACGAGUGACGACGGCCGCGGACAACCGGACCCGUCGUCUCGGUGGACAUGGUCUGACGGAACGUUUGAACCGAGGUUUGAACCGGUCGGCUGCGGAGAAUAACAAUAUCGUUUACGAUCACUAAGUGAAGCAGCGCGAUGGCGUCAUCGGUGGCCGUAUCGUCAAUAAUAUUUUUUACAUGCUUGGCAUGCUACUACAACAGUCUCUACUGCGACUUCGUCUUCGAUGACAUCAGUGCUAUAAAAGACAACAGAGAUCUAAAACCUCAAACUCCUGUAUGGAACAUAUUUUACAACGAUUUUUGGGGCACGCCUAUGCACAAGGAACAAAGUCAUAAAUCGUAUCGUCCUUUGACGGUUUUAACGUUCAGAUGGAAUUACAUGAUCCAUCAGUUGGAACCUAUGGGAUAUCAUCUCGUGAACAUAUUGCUUCACGCCAUAACAAGUGUUCUCUACUAUAGAGUCUGUCAUACUAUAAUGGCGUCCGAGUUCACUAGUUUUAUGGCUGCCAUGCUUUUUGCUAUUCACCCCAUACACACAGAGGCCGUGACUGGUGUGGUGGGACGAGCAGAGACACUGUCGUCAGUGUUUUACUUAUCUGCGUAUCUGUUGUAUACAGAAGCAACCAAAAAGAAAAAAUAUUCCGGAUGGAAGCCUCUAACACUUUCAGUGGUUUGCUUGUGCGUAGCUAUGCUGUGCAAAGAACAAGGGAUCACAAUAGCCGGAGUUUGUGCUCUUUAUGAAGUUUUCGUCGCACAAAAGAUCAGGCCGAAGGACUUGAUUAACUCGUUCAGGCUGUCCAUGGCCGUGAACAGCGGACAGUCGGCCACCGGUGGCGGAGGAGGAGGUGGUUCGCCGAAAAACGGCACCGGAAACGCGACUUCCGGCUCGUUCGGUGGGCUGCAGGCCAUACCGUCGGACGCGGUCAAGCGGAUGGCGUUCUUGUUCCUGUCCACGUGUGCGCUAUUGGCGUUCCGGCUGAAAAUCAUGGGCUCCAAGCUACCCGUGUUUACCAGGUUCGACAACCCAGCCAGCGUGUCGGAUUGGCCAGCGAGACAGCUGACCUACAACUACCUGGUGAGCGUGAACGCUUGGUUACUGAUAUUCCCGUGCGACCUGUGCUGCGACUGGACCAUGGGUACCAUACCACUGGUCGAAUCCACGUCGGAUCCCAGGAACCUGGCGACAUUGGCCACAUACACCGUGAUCAUCGCGCUCGUGUACACGGCGUUCACCACGUCGAAUCGAACCAAACGCAUCGUUGUCAUCAUGAGUUUGGGAUUGACCGUUCUGCCGUUCCUCCCCGCAUCGAACAUGUUCUUUCCAGUGGGAUUCGUCGUAGCGGAACGCGUCUUGUACAUGCCGUCAAUGGGAUUCUGUAUGCUCGUCGCCUACGGUUUGGGACUCGUAAUCGAUAAAUGCAAGUCACGUUUGGUGUUGACAGCGGUCGCCGUCAUCUUUGUGACCCACGUGGUGAAAACCUACACGAGGAAUUCGGACUGGUCAUCCGAGUACGCGAUAUUCACUUCCGGGUUGAAAGUGAAUAAGCUGAAUGCCAAACUGUACAACAACGUCGGACACGCCUUGGAAGCUGAGAAUCGGUUCCAAGAAGCUCUUGCGUACUUUAACAAGGCCGUCAGCGUACAGCACGACGACAUCGGAGCUCACAUAAAUGUCGGCCGUACGUAUAACCAUCUAAAAAUGUACAAGGAAGCCGAGGACGCUUACUUAGAGGCCAAAUCGUUGCUGCCCAAAGCCAAACCUGGCGAGUCGUACCAAGCCCGCAUAGCUCCCAACCAUCUGAACGUCCUGUUGAACUUGGCCAACCUGAUCGCUAAGAACCAGACGCGUCUGGAAGAGGCGGACAUGCUGUACCGGCAGGCCAUCAGCAUGCGGUCCGAUUACACGCAAGCGUACAUAAACCGCGGCGACGUUUUGCUCAAGCUCAACAGAACGAAAGAGGCGCAAGAAGUGUACGAACGAGCUUUAUUCUACGACACCGACAACCCGGACAUAUAUUACAAUCUGGGCGUCGUGCUUUUGGAACAGGGUAAACAUUCACAGGCGUUGGCUUACUUGGACAAAGCUCUGGAAUUCGAUCCGGACCACGAACAGGCGUUGCUCAACUCGGCCAUACUGCUCCAAGAGUUGGGGCAGGCGAACUUGAGAAAACUCGCCGAGAAGAGACUCCUCAGGCUCCUGUCAAACGGUCAAAAGAACGAACGGGUGUUUUUCAACCUGGGCAUGCUGGCUAUGGAUGAAGGAGACGUACCGGCGGCGGAACACUGGUUCCGUCAGGCGAUCCUCAUCAAAGAGGAUUUCAGGGCCGCUCUGUUCAACCUGGCCUUACUGCUGGCUGACGAUCACAGGCCCCUGCAGGCAGCCCCGUUCCUCAACCAGCUGGUCAGGUUUCAUCCAGACCAUGUCAAGGCUCUAAUAUUGCUGGGCGACAUCUACAUCAACAACAUCAAAGAUCUAGACGCAGCUGAAAACUGUUACCAGAGGAUACUGCAACUGGAUCCCGACAAUACGCAAGGGAUGCACAACCUAUGCGUGGUGUACGUGGAGCGUGGCCUGCUGAAGGACGCAGAAAUUUGCCUGCAAAAGGCCCAUCUGAUGGCCCCGCAUGAAGACUACAUUGUCAAGCAUUUGAAAAUUGUGCAAAACCGCUUGCAAGCAAAACAGACUCCUGAUCAGCUCAAUGAGAGUCGCCCGGAUUCUAAGGAAAUCCGAAAAACUGAAAAAGACACAACUCGUCCAGACACGAAUCUGAAGUCGGAUACCAAACCGUCUACACUAUCGCUGUCAUGAAUGAUAAAAUAUUAAUUGUUUAAAAAAGUAUAUAUAUAUAUUUUUUAAGUUAAA